Anopheles funestus (African malaria mosquito) is the source of this 3852-nucleotide messenger RNA. RefSeq lists its product as uncharacterized. The transcript has a single exon. Bases 1606 to 3729 code for a protein of 707 amino acids. The record is from RefSeq and is a predicted model, not a curated record. NCBI's taxonomy places the organism in Eukaryota, Metazoa, Arthropoda, Insecta, Diptera, Culicidae.
UCUUUAGAAUAUGCCAAGCAAUGCUCCCUCUUCCCCUUUUCCCGAAGAGAUGUUUAUGGAAAGAAUUCAUUUGCUGGCAUAAUCAAUCGAUCGAUAUGAAGUAGUUGAAUUUAGAUAUAAGACAAAAAAAUGUGUGAAUAAUGAAAACAAAAGUAAUGCUUAAGUUCUUCCUGUCUAUGCAUAUUGAAGGCUUAACUGUUUCGGAGUAUAUUGGUGCCGUGACCAGGAUUAUGCUUGUUAAAAAAACUUUUCUUUGAUCCACUCAGCAUUCUCGCUAACUGAACCUGAAUUGAACAUGUAAUAGGCCUUUCAUUUUUAAUUAACUCCACUGUCAAAACAUAUCGCAAACGGUACCACCGGAUGGCUUUAUCCCAUAUGCGUUGAUUGAUAUUAUUGAAGCGUGUCACCACCUCCGUAAAAUCGGACAUUUUAAACAUCUAUUAGCGUACCUGGGUACGACAAAAUUAUCCGACUUCAUUUGCGCCAUGGCAUGACAGAAAUUAAUUGCAAUUACAAUUACACGCCAACUGCUUAUACGUUUUUGGGAUACGGGAUUGAUUUACCUUUUCCGUGGUCGCGCAUUCAACCGUGCGUCUGGCCUUCUGGGUACCAUCUACGGGGCAGCUCGCCAAACGCACCACAAAGGCGACAGCAGGUCUGGGCCGGUUCGCGAUCCUGCUUUGGUGCAAUAAUUAAUGAUCGGAAGAUACCGUACAUGAUGAAAGCGCAAUACGCAAAGCUGCCAUUUGCAUCAUAAUUUAUGAUUUGUCAGCGAGUGCGUAAGAUUUAUAAAUGAAUCGUAGCAUUUUACAAAGUACGCACGUAUACAUAGUGGUACAAAGGUACAUUUUUGUAUACUUUCAAAUUCCCCUCUAAAUAGUUCGAGGGGUACGGGGGAAAAAUCCAAAAUCACCCUUGCUGAGCUUUCAGCAGUAUCUAUCCGUACAUGCGUUUGCGUAAACGGGUGAGGCAUUCCCAUUUUGCGUAUUAUCUGCACCAUUUGUGGUGCAUGGAACCAAUUUGGUGUGAUUGGUGAGAUGACUUCUAUGCUGUCCAACGUCGUACAAACACUCCCCUGGGGGAUGGUUGAUCGAUUUUGAUACUUGCUAGCGGUUUGCUGCUGAUAAUGAUGACCAAACAUAUUUAACAUACCAACCGUGGAUUAAACAUAGUUCCCAAAAGAAGGUUUCUAUAACUUGUGCUCAAAACCUCCGUUGAAGUAUUUAAUACCGAUAUAGUCGCUGAUAUCCUUAAAUUGCACUGAGCGUGAUUAUAGACAUUUUUGUAUAAUGAAGCUUAUUAUUUGAAAGCCAUACGGUGGGGCCAGUUACUAUCCUAAUUAACUGAGCACGAGUGCACUACCCCUACUGUACCCCAUUUCCUUAAUAGGUUUUUUCAUCUUCCACGGAACACACCAAUUGCCCUAAUGCGGCAUAAUUAUCCGAGGAUGUGGAUUCACCUGCAUUCACGCAAUCGGUAUGAAGUUGCCGUGUCGGAUCGGGUUUUUGAAGACUGCAUCAAACGCGAAAUGCCGCAGCGGAACUGCGUUCCAAUAGUGCACAUUGGCCAAAGGAAUAGUUCACCGCUAGUUGCCGUAGGUUAAGGAUGUUCGUGAAGCUAUGUCGCCCAUUUUUGGGGAUGCUUCUGUUGCUACCAGUUGCACCAACCGUCAACGCCAUCGUGUACGUGAGGAUGAAGAACGAACGGGGCCCAAUGGCUGCCCAUGCUGGUGUACAGUGCAUUGAGCUGCUGAGCCAUACCUACUUUCAUAUGAGCGAAUCAACGCAGAUUGAAAACAUAGUAAUUUUCUAUCUGCGGAACUUGAGCUCGCCGGCACGGGAGAUCCUGCUCGGGUACCUUCAGCAGCAUCAUACGGGUUACGACUCCGAUAAUGAAGAUAGUGCAGUGGACGCACUGAAAGGAAACGGUUCCGGGGACUCGUCUCAGUUUCAGCUGAAAGUUAUGUCAGACACGGUAUCGUCCGAGGACAUUCGAAGGGCACAGUUCAAGGAUCACAAGCAGAUAGACUACUACGUUAUCGUGAUCGAUAGCUACGAUGGACUCCGGCAGGCGCUGGCCCGCGUUAGCGCCACUGCGGCAUUCAAUCCGCGCGGUAAGUUUGUCGUGCUGUACAACAAUCCGCUCGAUCGUGAUUCCAACCGUCGGAUGGCGAACCAGGCCCUGAUGCUGCUGUUCAUCGGCCAUCAUUCGGUUAACGUGCUGUUUGCAUUUGCGAUCGAUGCCGUCAGCUACCACGUGUACACCGGUGACCCAUAUCAUGGAGCCGCGGACUGCGGACAGAUGAAAGCGCUCAAGGUGGCAACGAUCGUGAACGGUACCUUCACGAACCGCAUGCUCUCGAUGGCUAUGAUCAACAUCCCGAAGGUACCGCCGCAGCUGGAAACCUGCACGUUUCUUCUCUGCACACGUGUCGCACCACCGUUCAUCGAUCAGGACUGCCGACGGGGUCUCGAGCUGCAGAUAAUGGAUUUGUUGCGCGAAUCGAUGAAGUUCAAGGUGAACGUCUCGUGCAGCGAAAUGGACCGAGGUGAACCGAUGCCCGAUGGGAAUUGGAGCGACCUGCUCGGGUUGAUGCGGGCGGACGAGUGUGACAUCAUUGCCGGCGGCUUCAAUCCCGACUUUGACGUGCACGAUGAGUUCGGGUCGACGACGCUUUACCUGCAGGACUAUCACACCUGGUUUGUGCCGGCGGCUGGUCUGGACGCCCGCUGGAAGUUGCUGCUCCACAUCUUCGAAGUAAGCACCUGGGAGCUGUUUGCGUGUGUGCUGUUCAUCUCGGGACUGGUGUGGCGUUCGGUUGCACACUUCCUACCGGAGUGUGACGCCCAUCGGGAGCUGUCCAUGUGUUUCCUCAACACCUGGUGCGUGUUUCUGUGCAUUUCGGCAAACAAUCGACCGGACUGCAAUGCGCUAAGACUGUUUUUCAUGGCACUGACGCUGUACGCGCUCAAUGUGACCACCAUCUACACUAGCAUCUUGAUAACGGUGCUUACCAAUCCCCCACUCGCUUAUCAGGUGGACACAAUCGAGGAGAUCCUGGCGAGCGGUAUCCCGAUUGGUGGAAGAGUCGACAGUGAGGAUUGGUUUAUAAACGAUUAUGAAGACGAUCAGCUUGUUUCCGAGCAGUACAACGCGUCGUCCGAGUUUCAACCAUCACUCGCUAAUCUUCAGGCCGUGGUGGAAGGCAAUCGAUCACUGCUCAUGAGUCGGCUUUACGUGCGCAACACCAAGUACUAUGGGUUAGUGCACGGUCUGUCAAAGGAUGUGUUUGUGACGCAGAUUGAGAUGAUCAUGGAGAAAGGUUUCCCACUGUUGCCCAAGUUUAAUCGCAUCCUUUCCAAUCUCAUCGACAUGGGCAUCAUGCAGAAGCUGUGGAAAGACUUCCUCUACAACGUCACCAUACUGGAUCGGAUCAAGCGGCAUCGAGCACUUAGUGAGGAGGACAUUAUUGCCGCCUCGCCAGAGGUUGUACUGACUUUGGAUCAUCUGCAAAGUGCUUUUGCGCUGUACGGCAUUGGGUUGUGUUUGUGUGUGGUGGUGUUUUUGUUGGAAUUGAUUUCGACAACGCGCUGGAUUCGUCAGCUGAGGAACAUUGUGGAAAGGAAGUGGGACGACUUAUUAGUACGAGUACAGCUGAAGGAACGAACUGCUAGUGUGAUAGUCAUAAAGCCGAAAAAGAGAGUAAAAUUCAGGAAGACGCACAAAUAGCUAAUUACACAUUCAUAAACAGUCUUAACCUUGGUAAAACUUUUUUCUAAUUGAAUAUUGAAUAUUUUUACUAUUGACAAACCAUUUUACUAGUCUGAGAAAAUUUUUAAUGUAGUAAUUUAA